AUGCGUUCCGCUCAAUUCCUUGCCCUCGCGAUGGCCGUCGCUACCUCUGAGGCCAUCUCUCAAGGUUUCAACUACGGUGCUCUUAAGGUUGAUGGCAGCCUCAAGACCCAAUCCGACUUCGAGACCGAGUUUUCUACUGCUAAGAACCUCGUUGGAACCGACAAUGCCUUCACCAGUGCCCGUCUGUACACCAUGAUCCAGGGUGGCACUACCAACGGCCCCAUUGAGGCCAUCCCCGCCGCUAUCAAGGAGAAGACCACUCUUCUCCUCGGUCUCUGGGCUUCCGGUGGUGGCAUGAGCAACGAGAUUGCUGCCCUCAAAAACGCCAUCUCCACCUACGGCGAUGCAUUCACAGACCUAGUUGUCGGUAUCUCCGUCGGCAGUGAGGAUCUUUACCGUAGCUCCGACACCGGUGUCAAGGCCAACGCCGGUCUCGGUGUCGAAUCCGCCGAGCUUGUCGACUACAUCAAGCAGGUCCGCUCCGCCAUCUCCGGUACUUCCCUGAGCGGCGCCCCCAUCGGCCACGUCGACACCUGGAACUCAUGGACCAACGGCUCCAACUCUGCCGUCAUCGAGGCCGUCGAUUGGCUCGGUUUCGAUGGAUACCCCUACUACGAGAACACCGACCCCAACUCCAUCGAUAAUGCCAAGGCCCUCUUCAACAAGGGCGUUGAGAACACCAAGGCUGUCGCCGCCGGUAAGGAGGUUUGGAUCACUGAGACUGGCUGGCCCACUACUGGCGCCACCGAGAACCAGGCUGUCGCCAACGUCGCCAACGCCAAGCAGUUCUGGGACGAAGUCGCCUGCCCUCUGUUGGGCGUCACCAACACCUGGUGGUACAUCCUCGAGGAUGCCGGUACUACCGCCCCCAGCUUCGGUGUCACUGGUUCCUCCACUGACACUACCCCCCUGUACGACCUGAGCUGCAAGGCCUCCACAUCUUCCAGCUCUGCCGCCUCUUCCAGCACCUCAGGUGUCGCCGAGAAGUCUGGUGUCGUCUCCGGCGCUUCUCCCUCCGCCACUGGCUCCGCCUCCGGCUCUGAUGCCUCUGACUCUGCCUCCGCCUCCCCCACCCUUCCCUCCAGCUCUGCCACCCGUGUCGCUGGCUCUGCUGCCGGUGCCCUGGUAGUUGCUCUCGCCCUUGCUUUCACUUUCUAA
Molecule: messenger RNA, 1158 nt
Organism: Penicillium verrucosum
Lineage: Eukaryota; Fungi; Ascomycota; Eurotiomycetes; Eurotiales; Aspergillaceae
Gene: bgt2
Product: GPI-anchored beta-1,3-endoglucanase EglC
Exons: 2
Coding region: 1-1158 (385 amino acids)
Biological process (GO): carbohydrate metabolic process; cell wall organization
Cellular component (GO): extracellular region; fungal-type cell wall; cell surface
Molecular function (GO): glucan endo-1,3-beta-D-glucosidase activity; 1,3-beta-glucanosyltransferase activity
Source: RefSeq, a predicted model, not a curated record